AUGGAUCAGACGUUCUUCCAGGAUGGUCUUGCGUGCGGCACCUGCGUGGAGAUCGCCCCCACGAGCGCAUCGCUCUUUAGCAACGCUGCGCAGUGGAACGUCGAGCAGCCCAAGCGUGGCACCCUCCCCGCGGGUAAAAAGACGAUUGCGAUUGUCAGUGAUCUAUGCCCCGGCGUAAACCAGUGCUGGUCGGGACUGGAUAUGCACCUGGAUGCGUGGAACAGCGUCACGAGCAACGCUAAUGGCAGCAAGCUGCCGAUCAACUGGAAGUUCGUCAACUGCAAAGAAGCUUUCGCCUCGUCGGGAAGCGGAGGUAGCUCGCUGCAGGUGCACUGGAGAGAGGGGGCCAACCCCGGCUUCUUCCAGGUCCAGAUUCGUGGUGCCCACGAGGCGGUGGUUAGGGUCGAGAUGAAGAUCCAGGGCGAGACGUGGAAGGUGGCGACGCAUGUGGACAACAACUGGUGGAAGUGGGACGGUGUCGCCCAGGAGGCCGGUACAAAGUCGGUCGUAUUCAGAAUCGUGGAUUGGCAGGCUCAGACCAUCACGACCGAGGUGCCCACCAAGAUCGGUACGGAUGUGUUUGUGCAGGCCAACUUUGACCGUGUCGAGUCGUCCAACUAG
Moesziomyces antarcticus is the source of this 621-nucleotide messenger RNA. RefSeq lists its product as uncharacterized. The transcript has a single exon. NCBI's taxonomy places the organism in Eukaryota, Fungi, Basidiomycota, Ustilaginomycetes, Ustilaginales, Ustilaginaceae. The coding region runs from base 1 to 621 and encodes 206 amino acids. The record is from RefSeq and is a predicted model, not a curated record.